AUGGAACACAUUAACUGGUGCAGUAACCCAGACCUCCGGGUCCCUGGUACCUUCGGAACCCCCGCUUCUCCAACAAUAGCCAACAUCCCUAACGGUGCCUAUAUGCCCUACGGCACUAUCCCCCCGCCGCCGGCGCUAACGGAUACCCUCCCAGAACCGCCAAUGAUACCUCCCGCAGCAUACAUUGUUGAUCGGGGUGCAAGGCCAUCCUGGUUUUAUGUCGGGACAGGUGUAGUGGCCACUCCUCCCGUAGCGAGCCCGCCGCAGCCCUCUCCACCGCCCACAUAUAAUGUAACAAUUAAUUAUGCUCCAAACAUUCAAGCAGGGCCCCCGCGCCUCCAUACAGCGCGACCCCGGCUUCAGAGCGCCCAGAGUGUGGCUAGGAGCUCAGCACCAUCGCGUAGCAAUACACAUUCUUCCUCUUCACGGCACAGUCAAAUGAGCCUUCAGCCCAUCUCUGGCAGCCAUGCUCCUAGCCACGCAUCGCACCGCAGCAGCACAACCAGGGUAAGUCAUGGCGGAUCUCACGCUGGGCAUAUGGGCCAAUCGCCACGUUAUGAGGUAUCAGCUAGGCCUCCCAUCGGUAUGAUUGCCCCUUCCCCAUCCGGAUAUCAGGCGCCUUCGCUCUCGCGAAGGACCGACUACAUCCAGCGCCCGGCAACGGUAGUCACAAGGGGACCGAGUCGUCCGCCUGCCGCUCCAGAAGCGCCAUCGCAUGUGUCGAGACACUCCCAUCACUCGAGCUCGGGGACCUCGCGCGGGAGUGACUCGCGCUCCGUGAGAGUCCCAGAACAUAGUGCGAUUGCAGGUAGGAGAAGUGCACCCCCGGGUGCGAGGAGCGACUCGCGCACGAUACGAAGCCCGCCCCCUGCUGCAAGUGCGGGGAGUCGGAGUAGGGCAUCAGGUGCCCGAGGUGGUGGUGUGCAGGAGGUAAACAUCAACUGUCAGUUUACUUCGGAUAGUUUGGGUGGUGGCUCCAGGGGUGCGGGGAGUACCAACAGUACGCUCCGCCCUGAGGACAGUAUGUCGAGUGCGUGGCGGGAUGAGGAUAGACAGAGGAGUAGGCGGGAUGAUGCUAGGAGGGAGGAGAGGAGGGCUAGGAGAGGGUAG
This is a messenger RNA of Morchella importuna, 1110 nucleotides long. RefSeq lists its product as uncharacterized. The transcript is spliced from 2 exons. Bases 1 to 1110 code for a protein of 369 amino acids. The record is from RefSeq and is a predicted model, not a curated record. Lineage: Eukaryota; Fungi; Ascomycota; Pezizomycetes; Pezizales; Morchellaceae.